AAUGUACUGGUCCAUGGUGAUGGCACUACGUGUAUUGCUGACUUCGGCCUUUCCUUGAUGUAUUCCGAAGUCAUAAGUGCCUCUCAAGCUUCCUGGACGUCCAUCCUCAAAGGAAACAUGCGAUGGAUGGCCCCUGAGCUACUUGUACCAGAGAAGGAGGAUGGAUCUCCUACUCGUCCGAGCGAGCAGAGCGACGCCUUUUCCUUCGGCGGUAUCAUGUUGCAGGCAUGUCUGGAGUAUUCUCGACUUGUCCUCACCAACAAAAUCCCUUAUCAUUACCUCCCAAAUGACGCCGCCAUUGUCCUAUGCAUAGCUAGGUCGGAAAUGCCCUCCCGGGCUCGUUAUCCUGAGCUCCUCGAAAAAUACUGGACAUUUAUGGAGCAAUGUUGGUCUACUGAUCCUCUAGACCGUCCAUCGACGGAAGGAGCUGAUGUGACGAUCAGGAAUGAAUAUUACUCGUUGUCCAGAGCUUACACUUGA
This is a messenger RNA of Suillus plorans, 480 nucleotides long. Its product is annotated as kinase-like domain-containing protein. Gene Ontology annotation, biological process: signal transduction; protein phosphorylation. NCBI's taxonomy places the organism in Eukaryota, Fungi, Basidiomycota, Agaricomycetes, Boletales, Suillaceae. Gene Ontology annotation, molecular function: protein kinase activity; ATP binding. The annotation marks the transcript as partial. The transcript has 2 exons. The record is from RefSeq and is a predicted model, not a curated record. Gene Ontology annotation, cellular component: cytoplasm.